AUGGCUACAUGUGUUGGCGGCAAUCUGAAUGUCAAAAACCAAACAUUAGUCGAACACGCUGGACCCAAGCCGUUGGACGUCAAACCCGUUGGACGUCAAACCCGUUGGACGUCGAAGCCGUUGGAUGAGCGCAUCAACCCGUUGGAAGUCGAACACGCUGGACCCAAACCC
Messenger RNA from Histoplasma mississippiense, 171 nucleotides. RefSeq lists its product with no specific name. The transcript has 2 exons. The annotation marks the transcript as partial. NCBI's taxonomy places the organism in Eukaryota, Fungi, Ascomycota, Eurotiomycetes, Onygenales, Ajellomycetaceae. The record is from RefSeq and is a predicted model, not a curated record.